AUAGGGAUUAUCCAGAAUCUCGUAUUCGAUAAUCCUUCUUAAACACAUCAUCUAGCGGGUGGGUAGGUGCAGUUUAAUCCGGUAAAGUAAAGUACGGAAUUUAGACAUACUAAGAUACUCUUCAAAGGAGGCGAAUCAUUAUCCGGGAACUUUCCGAAACAGAGUGUCCUUCAAAAACGCACCCGAAAAAGUUAAAAUUUAAAGAAUAAAAUAAUGCCAAAAAGUAAAACCAAGAAAAGGAGCGGGACAGAUGCGACUGAGAAUAGGCCUAAACGCAGCAGACAAUCCCAAGGCGGAACACCGGUUAACAGUGCCAGUCAGGGAGGCGGCGAUGUAGAAGCGCGGGAAUCACCAUUACAAGGUCACAAAUGUCUCUGGAUUAUGGGGUCCUCCAUUGUUCACUGGGCUGAAAGAACUGCAAGGCUGGAUGACCCACAACUUGGUUUUACAAAGCAUAACAUGUCAGUUAAGUGGAAGGGAUGCAGAGGUCUCGUUUUUGAUGGUUUAGAUAAACUCAUGGACUCGAUGUUAAUGGAAAUGCCAAAACCACAAUUUAUAUUGAUUCAUUGCGGCUCCAAUGAUCUGACAUCAGAGGGAGUCACAGGUAAAAUGUUGAUAGAAAAGAUUCAGUGUUCAAUCCUGAGAUAUCAAGCACUUUUCUGUAAAACUACAAUAAUAUGGUCAUCAAUCCUUCAAAGGAGGUACUGGCACUAUGCACCUCUUGGUGCUGGAAAGAAAAUAGAAAAAAAACGAACAAGAGUGAAUAUUGCAAUCAAAUCCUUUAUUCUUAAAAAUGGAGGUCAAUACAUUGACAAUAACAAUAUUUCUGCUAAGGAGGUAAACUUAUUCCAUACUGAUGGAACACACUUGUCAAGCUUGGGUAAUUCCAUUCUUAUCAACAACUGGAAGACAGCUUUGCAGUCUCUGAUUAACAGUACACCAGACAAUUCUUUACUAACAUUACCAACAGCCACCCUAUAGACAUCAUAAAAGCUGCGAAUGUCAUUACAUGUUAUGACUGAAAUGAAUAUCAAAAACUGUUACAUUCAUUUAUCUUAAAAUGUAUACUGUUCAUUUAUCUUAAAAUGUAUAUAAGUAAUCCUAUUCCAAAACAUGUUUACAAUGUUGUUUAUGUAUAAAUUUUAUAAUGGAAGAAAAAAUGUUAUUUUCUGUGGCGGCCCGGGGAGACGAAAAAGGGGGUUACGGGUACUGUCUGGCUCUUUCUCCUGGCCUGACUUGCUUGAAAGCAUGCAGGUUCAUUGUAUGUAUUAGUUUUAUGUAUUAUGGUGGGGUGCACUCCAGGGUUCCGUUGGCACCCCCCUCCACCUCUACGUAUGGAGGGGAGGCCCAGGGCAGGGCUACGUCCGGGACCCUCGUUGCUCAGGAGUCAGAUGUAAUCUUGGCAGCCCGCUAACACCUGUCCACUUAAGCGUGUUCAACUUUUGGGACUGACACCAGGUUGUAAACCUGGGUCACUGACUUGCCAGUGUAACAAGGCAGUUAGUAGUCUCCCCCGGGACUGGAUAAAAUUUAUGGGUUUUGCCCGUCUGCAGCCAAAAUUUCCGCCACAAGGUUAUGAAGUACCUUAAUAAAAGUAUAAUUGUCAAAUUA
Messenger RNA from Ruditapes philippinarum (Manila clam), 1611 nucleotides. RefSeq lists its product as uncharacterized. The transcript has 2 exons. The record is from RefSeq and is a predicted model, not a curated record. Bases 214 to 981 code for a protein of 255 amino acids. NCBI's taxonomy places the organism in Eukaryota, Metazoa, Mollusca, Bivalvia, Venerida, Veneridae.